This is a messenger RNA of Ruditapes philippinarum (Manila clam), 1176 nucleotides long. RefSeq lists its product as uncharacterized. The annotation marks the transcript as partial. Lineage: Eukaryota; Metazoa; Mollusca; Bivalvia; Venerida; Veneridae. The transcript has 4 exons. The record is from RefSeq and is a predicted model, not a curated record.
UUCAUAACAGGGAAAUAAUUAGACCGAUACAUUACAUUACAGGGAAAUAUUUAGACAGAUACAUCCUCUCACAGGGCACGAUCUCAAAUCUUGGAAACGUCGUGAAACAAUCAAAUGUUGGAAACCCGGAUACAUGCGCUCAAAAGUGUUACAAAAGUGGAAACAAUACGUGUAGAUCAUUUGACUUCUGUGAAAGUACAAAAUCCUGUUAUUUGUCACGUGAUCGGAAGACAACAACAUCUGUGUCUUCAUCUACUGCAGAUUCUUCUUGCUUACACUAUUCAAGAAAAUAUUUGUUUGAUUUUACAAUAUCACCAGACAAACAUUUGCCCUAUGGACCUGUUGUUUCUUUUUCAAAUACAAGCGUAGAUGACUGUGCUAAACUUUGCGUAGAUGACUACGGAUUGACUUGUAGAUCAUUCAUGUUUUGUGGACAUAGUACUUGCAAUAUAUUUUCUGUAAAUAAUAGAAACGUGCAAUCUCAGAUAUCAUCGAACGCCGUGUGCGAUACUUACACGAGGCAUUUAUCAUACGUCGGGCCAUCAUCAAGUGUUGCAACAGCACAAAUAAAGAAUGGAUAUAGUUCAGGUUCCAUGGCAGCUGUUGCGUUCGGUGCUUUAAUCCCUGGAAUGGUCCUCGGAGCUGCUAUAUUAUAUUUUUCAAAAACUAGGAAACUGAUACAAAAUGAACAUGAAAUGAAAAUAAUUCAUAAUGAACAGUCUCCCGAUGAAGACUAAAUAUAUUUUCAUCACAUGAGAUAAUAAAAAUAUUAUAUUCUAUUCGAUAAGAUAUGUGUUUAAUUGUGCUUAUUUAUAUUAUAUUUUCAUUAGAAUCCGAAUCGGUCUGCAUAUGGGUAAAUUAAUUCGUGCAUUUUCCACCCAUGCAACCAGUGUAGAUCAAGAUUUGUCCGCGCCGUGGGAUCAUGAUCUGCACUAUCCGUGGUAUGGAAAUAUUAAAUGAUGAGCAAGUUCAAACUUUUAAUUCACGUAUAUUUACUGACCUUGAUAUUGAAUAUAUAGCAUAGAGUACAAGAGAAGGGCCAUAUUUUCAGAUUUAUACAUUAUAAGUUAUAUAAACACUAGUAUUUAUCUGCAUUGCAGGAAACAGUUUUGUCGUAUUGUGUUAAUUUAAUUGUAUUUUAUAAUGUCUGAAAAUGUUUGUGAACAAUAAAAUUGG